Molecule: messenger RNA, 4884 nt
Organism: Podarcis muralis (Common wall lizard)
Lineage: Eukaryota; Metazoa; Chordata; Lepidosauria; Squamata; Lacertidae
Gene: MAP3K15
Product: mitogen-activated protein kinase kinase kinase 15
Biological process (GO): cellular response to stress; protein phosphorylation; MAPK cascade
Molecular function (GO): MAP kinase kinase kinase activity; ATP binding
Source: RefSeq, a predicted model, not a curated record
GAGCGCCGACGGACACAAGCUGGGCUUUCCCCCGGGGGCGCGGGUCGGCGGCACCGCCGCUGGCGGUAUCAGUGGGGACAGUGCUAUUGGCUGCGGCGCGCCCAAGAGCGCCCCCUGACGGGCAAGCGGCACCUUUAGGAACCAAGUGACAGGGCGAGCACCGGCCCGCGCGCCAGGCGCUGCCAGCAGCCCUGCGGGGAGCUUUCCGGGCAGCUUUCCUGCCCUCGAGGCGAGCCGCGCUGACGGGAGAAAGGCGUCGCCGGCCUUUUCAUCUCUCUCCCCCCCACCUCCGGCGCGGCGGCGGCGAAGUUUGUUUUGGCCCGGCGGGAUGAGCCUGCCUCCCGCCUUCGCGCCCUAAGGGCGGGGGCCCCCUUCGCCGACUUCUCCGGGCGCAGCCACCCGCUUUGGCCCCAUGGAGAACCCGGCGGGCGGCGGCACCGUCGUCCCAGCUGCAGCGCCCGCGGAGCAACAGCCCCAGCCGCCGCCUGCAGCGGGAGCGAGCGCGGGGGACUCGUCGGAGCAGCCCGGCGGUGCCGAGGCGCUGCCGCCGGGCUCCGAGGUGGCGCCGGAGGGCAACGGGCCGGUGCUUCGGCAGCGCUCGCUGCGGGCGGUGUACGUGCUCAACGACGGCCCCAAGGGCGGCUCGGGGGCGCGGAGCCCCGAGGCCGGCGCGCUGCAGUGCCUGGCGCGAGCUUGCGAGGCCGAGGGAGCGCAGCUCAGCACCGUCAACUUUGGCGAGCUGGACUUCGGCGAGACGGCCGUGCUGGACGCCUUCUACGACGCGGAUGUUGCAGUAGUGGAUAUGAGUGAUGUCUCCAGACAACCAUCCCUAUUCUACCACCUUGGAGUUCGUGAAAGUUUUGAUAUGGCCAAUAAUGUUAUACUCUAUCAUGACACUGAUGCUGAUACUUCUCAAUCACUGAAGGACAUGGUGUCUCAGAAAAACACAGCUUCAAGUGGCAAUUACUACUUCAUUCCAUACAUUGUAACGCCAUGUGCAGAUUAUUUUUGCUGUGAAAGUGAUGCCCAGCGGAGAGCCUCUGAGUACAUGCAGCCCAACUGGGACACCAUCCUAGGGCCUCUGUGCGCUCCAUUGAUGGACAGGUUUAUCAGCCUUCUCAAGGACAUUCAUGUCACAUCAUGUACAUAUUACAAGGAAACUCUGUUAAAUGACAUUAGAAAAGCUAGAGAAAAGUAUCAAGGAGAAGAACUGGCAAAGGAACUGACCAGGAUUAAACUCCGUAUGGAUAAUACUGAAGUCCUCACUUCUGACAUUGUAAUCAACUUACUUCUGUCAUAUCGAGAUAUCCAGGACUAUGAUGCCAUGGUGAAGCUGGUGGAAACACUGGAAAUGCUCCCUACUUGUGAUCUGGCUGAUCAGCACAAUAUCAAAUUUCAUUAUGCGUUUGCACUGAAUCGAAGAAACAACACAGGUGACCGGGGGAAGGCACUGCAAGUGAUGCUGCAGGUCUUGCAGACAUGUGAUCGCCCAGCACCUGACAUGUUCUGCUUGUGUGGGAGAAUCUACAAGGACAUUUUCCUUGAUUCGGACUGUAAAGACACCAGCAGCCGGGACACAGCCAUUGAAUGGUAUCGUAAAGGGUUUGAGCUCCAGUCAACUCUGUAUUCUGGGAUUAACCUUGCAGUCUUGCUGAUUGUUGCAGGGCAGCAGUUUGAAACCUCCAUGGAACUAAGGAAAAUAGGUGUGCGAUUGAACAGUUUGUUGGGAAGAAAAGGGAGUUUGGAAAAAAUGAACAAUUACUGGGAUGUCGGGCAGUUCUUCAGUGUAAGCAUGUUGGCCAAUGACAUUGGUAAAGCAGUGCAAGCAGCAGAGAGACUGUUUAAACUGAAACCACCCAUUUGGUAUUUGAAGUCAUUGGUUCAGAACCUGAUGUUAAUACAGCGGUUCAAGAAACUCACCAUAGAACAUUCUCCUAGACAAGAGAGACUGAACUUCUGGUUAGAUAUCAUUUUUGAGGCAACUAAAGAAACAACUAAUGGCUUGAGAUUCCCAGUACUGGUGAUAGAGCCAACUAAGGUAUACCAGCCUGCGUAUGUUUCAAUCAACAAUGAAGCGGAAGAAAGAACUGUUUCCCUUUGGCACGUCUCUCCGACAGAAGUGAAACAGAUUCAUGAGUGGAAUUUUACAGCUUCUUCUAUUAGAGGAAUAAGCAUAUCUAAAUUUGACGAACGGUGUUGUUUUCUGUAUGUCCACGACAACUCUGAUGACUUUCAGAUCUACUUUUCUACAGAGGGCCAGUGUAGUAGGUUUUGUAGUCUGGUUAAAGAGAUCUUAACAGAUGUUGUAGGAAGUACUCUGGAACUGGAAGGAGAGAGUGAUGGAGACACAUUGGAAUAUGAGUAUGACUAUGAUGAGAAUGGAGACAGAGUAGUGUUGGGCAAAGGAACCUACGGGAUAGUUUAUGCUGGAAGAGAUCUUAGCAAUCAGGUCCGAAUAGCCAUCAAGGAAAUACCAGAGAGAGACAGCAGAUAUUCUCAGCCACUGCAUGAAGAAAUAGCCCUCCACAAGUAUUUGAAGCACCGAAAUAUUGUCCAGUAUCUUGGUUCUGUUUCUGAAGAUGGAUAUAUUAAAAUCUUCAUGGAACAGGUGCCUGGAGGAAGUCUUUCUGCAUUACUAAGAUCAAAAUGGGGACCAAUGAAAGAACCCACAAUUAAGUUUUACACCAAGCAAAUCCUAGAGGGCCUGAAGUAUCUCCAUGAGAACCAGAUUGUCCACAGAGACAUAAAAGGAGACAAUGUUUUAGUGAACACAUACAGUGGAGUAGUGAAGAUUUCUGAUUUUGGGACCUCCAAGCGCCUUGCAGGAGUGAAUCCAUGUACAGAGACAUUUACAGGCACUUUGCAGUACAUGGCACCAGAGAUUAUUGAUAAGGGACCUCGAGGAUAUGGUGCACCAGCUGAUAUCUGGUCUUUGGGCUGCACUACCAUUGAAAUGGCGACAGGGAAGCCUCCCUUUCAUGAACUGGGUGAACCACAGGCAGCUAUGUUCAAAGUUGGAAUGUUCAAAAUUCACCCUGAAAUUCCUGAAUCACUAUCUGCUGAGGCAAGAGCUUUUAUUUUGCUCUGCUUUGAACCUGAUCCAAAUAAACGAGUCACAGCAUUGGACUUACUUAAGGACCCAUUCUUGAAACAGUUGAACAAGGGCAAGAAAAACAGAAUUGCGUUCAAGCCUUCAGAUUAUAACCGCAGCACAUCACUCCCGUUGCCAGUCCAGGGGGAACAGGCUGGCAGCAGCAGCAGUGAACACGGCUCAGUCUCACCGGACUCUGAUAUGCCACAUGACAUGCUAUUUGAUAAGGCAAAGCGCUCCGUGUCAGAGGUUCAGACAAAGAGUCCUAUCUCCCAUUUACUAAGUGUCCCCGACGACAGCUCCAUUUCAGAUGAGCGAAGUGCUUCCCCUUCACUUGAGGAAAGGGAUUCUGGUCUUUUCUUGCUACGAAAGGACAGUGAACGACGUGCAAUUCUGUAUAAAAUCCUCAAAGAAGAGCAAAACCAAGUAGCUUCCAAUUUAAAAGAAUGUGUAGCACAGAGUUCUGAAGAACUGCAUCUUUCAGUUGCUCAUAUCAAGCAGAUAAUUGGGAUUUUAAGAGAUUUUAUACGUUCUCCUGAACACAGAGUUAUGGCAUCAACUAUAUCCAAGUUGAAAAUUGAACUGGACUUUGACAGUACUUCCAUCAAUCAGAUUCAUCUAGUGUUGUUUGGAUUUCAAGAUGCAGUUAACAAAGUACUAAGGAAUCAUUUAAUCAGACCUCAUUGGAUGUUUGCUAUGGAUAAUAUAAUACGACGUGCUGUUCAAGCUGCUGUCACUAUUCUCAUUCCAGAACUUCGAGCUCACUUUGAACCAGCAUCAGAGACUGAAGGAGUUGACAAAGAUGCAGAUGAAGUAGAUGAGGAUUACCAGCAGGCACAGCAAAAAAGACACGAAGAAACAGUUAUCACAUCUGGAGUGUGCAUGCUCACGUCUUCUGUGACCCCUGACACUCAGGAGCAGCUCAGCUUGCAGUUGGGCAAGCUUAAGCAAGAAACAAACAGGUUACUGGAGAGCCUGGUACAGAGGGAGAGAGAAUACCAGACACUGCUGAGGCAAACACUGGAGCAAAGAAUUCAAGACUUGCAUCUCCUUCAGCUACAGUUGAAAACUGCUGAAAUUCAACCACCUCCAUCUGCUCUUCAGCACUGCGUAGACCAAGAACUGAUCAAGUGGUUGAAGCAACAGAAAGCCGAUUCAGAUACAAUUGAUAGGUUUGUUCAAGAGGAUUAUACACUCAGUGAUGUUCUAAACCACAUCACUAAAGAUGACUUGCGAUUCCUUAGACUCCGUGGUGGUAUUCUUUGCCGAAUAUGGAAUGAAAUAUUAAAGCACAGAAAACUGAAUAAACUCUUGGAAUUGGAAGCAUAACUCUUAUACCAAGUUCUGAGAAAUUGAAAUGGGAAGAGAGCACACAUUCCAACUAAGUUAUUAAUUACUGUACAUACUGUUUAUACUGGUCCUACAGGUUUUGCACUAAUAUAUAUAUAUGAAGUUAUAUUAAAGUCGUGUGAUGAUAGCCUUUUCUACUAGUAUACUUAAUCAUGUAUUUUUCCAGAUGUGUAAAUAAUACAGUAGCUUGGAAACUGCUUGCCUUAUAGACUAAAAUGUAGCCUGUGCACUUUAACCACUCAUAGCAAAUACAUAGUGUUCUAGGCAUGCCAGCUGCUUUUUAAAAACAGUAAUUGCUGCCUUCUGAUUUAAUAUAAAUUAUUACUAUGUAUAAUUUUAUAAGAUAAAAAAACCAGUUGGUACAAAGAUUCUAUGCAAAGAGUGGGUUACAAACUCACUCUAGGUGCAUAUUAAAAAGGUAAAAAUAAAACAUGCUGAAAAAG